Messenger RNA from Melopsittacus undulatus (budgerigar), 3653 nucleotides. RefSeq names its product WD repeat domain 36 (gene WDR36). Gene Ontology annotation, biological process: rRNA processing. Gene Ontology annotation, cellular component: Pwp2p-containing subcomplex of 90S preribosome; small-subunit processome. NCBI's taxonomy places the organism in Eukaryota, Metazoa, Chordata, Aves, Psittaciformes, Psittaculidae. The record is from RefSeq and is a predicted model, not a curated record. Bases 259 to 3159 code for a protein of 966 amino acids. The transcript has 25 exons. Gene Ontology annotation, molecular function: protein binding.
ACCACGACGAGAUACAAGAGGAUCUCCUAAACGUUUUGGAUCCACACAUGACCUUUAUAAAAGAGGUUGGUGGUUUCUCUGGUGGCAUCGGAGGGAAACUCUGGACGGCACUGCCUCCACGAUUUUACCCUUGACCGCCGGCAGCUACUUUCUGAAAAUCUCGAUUAGCAAGCCGGGAGUUGGCUAGUUUAGUAAACCGGUGCCUGUGAAAGAGGACGGGAAAGUUAUCUCCUACUCUCCUCCGGCGACCUUCCUAAAAUGUGCUUCGCUGAAGCUGGGACUGGCAGGGACGGAGAGCAAGAGCCCGGGCGGCUGCUGCCAGAGCGCUAUCCAACUCUUCCCGGCGCCUUGCAGACCCGUAGGACUGAAAGUCGCUUGUGUAGUGAUUCACCGACGCUUGAAGAUGUUGUCACAGUUGCAAAGGAGCUACAACUCGAUUUUCAUACCUGCGAGGAUGCGCCUUCCCUGCCCGUGGGCCGGCAGCAGUCCGAGGACUCCCGGCGGGCGGAGCGGGCUGGCCGGCUGUUGGAGUGCGCCCUGGCGAGAGCGCGGGGCUGCGGCGACCGGCCGCCACUAUGGCCAAGCACCCUCUACGUCGUGCAGCGGCACUGCCCCGGCUACCGGCCGCCACAGGUGAAGAAGCUUGGUAUUGUUGCUGUGAGUAAUGCUUUGCCACAAGACAUUACAUGUUUGGCAGCAGACCGCAUGUUGAUAUUUGCUUCCUAUGACAAUGUUCUCCAUGCUUUUGCCAGAAACAAAGAGGUGGUUCAUACCUAUGAAGGUCACAAGGCAAGGAUACACCUUCUUCAGCCCUUUGGUGACCAUGUCAUCUCUGUGGAUGUUGACAAUGUUCUUAUUGUUUGGGAUACACAGUCAGAAGAGCAGUAUCUUGAAAUGGAUUUUGAUAAGGCCACUUUUGCAGUUUCUGCAGUUCUGCAUCCCAGCACCUAUUUGAAUAAAAUUCUCCUUGGGAGUGAACAAGGGAGCUUGCAGCUGUGGAAUAUAAGAUCCAACAAACUCUUAUAUUCCUUUCCAGGAUGGCACUUUGCAGUCACUGCCCUUGAACAAGCUUCAGCAGUGGAUGUUGUUGCAGUUGGUCUUGUGUCUGGUCAUAUCAUUAUACAUAAUAUUAAGUUUGAUGAAACUCUGAUGAAAUUUCAACAAGACUGGGGUCCCAUCACAGCAAUAUCUUUUCGUACAGAUGGACACUCAGUAAUGGCAGCCGGUAGCCCAGUUGGACACAUUGCUUUGUGGGAUCUAGAAGAGAAGAAGCUAAUUUGUCAGAUGCAAGAUGCCCAUUCCACAGCAGUAGCUGGUAUGUCAUUUGUCCCUGGAGAGCCACUGCUUAUUACUAAUGGUGCUGAUAAUGCUAUACAGGUAUGGAUUUUUGAUGGCCCUGGUGGUACAGGACGUGUCUUGAGAAGCCGGAUGGGGCAUAGUGCACCACCAACAAAAAUUAGAUACCAUGGGCAAAAUGGAGAGCAAAUUCUUAGUGCAGGUCAAGAUGGAACAUUGCAGUCUUUUUCAACAGUGCAUGAAAAGUUCAAUAAAAGUUUAGGACGCGGUUCAAUUAACAAAAAGAAAUCAAAAAAGAAAGGUCUUAAGCUUGAUACUAUGGCACUUCCACCAAUUACAGUCUUUGCUUCAGAAGUGGCGCAUCAAAGUGACUGGGAUGGUAUUGUUGCCUGCCAUCAAGGGUAUAUAAUGUGUACAACUUGGAACUAUCAGAAAACUUCCAUGGGAGCUCAUAAACUGAAGCCAGAAGAAUUUAGCAAACAUAAACCUAUUGAUAUAUAUGCAACAGCUGUUGACAUUACCUCAUGUGGAAACUUUGCUGUAAUUGGGCUGUCAACUGGACAGGUAGAUGUGUAUAACAUGCAGUCUGGCAUUCACAGAGGACAUUAUGGUGAAGAAAGAGCACAUGAGGGAGCCAUUAGGGGUGUAGCAGUGGAUGGAUUAAACCAGCUGACAAUCACAGCUGGUAGUGAAGGAUUAAUUAAAUUUUGGAAAUUCAAAACUAAAGAUCUAGUUUACUCCACUGAUCUUCUGGGUGUUCCCAGUGGAAUUCUUCUUCACAGGGAUAGUGGUAUUCUGGGAAUUGCCUUUGAUGAAUUCAGUAUUAGUGUUUUGGAUAUAGAAACCAGGAAGAUCGUCAGGACGUUCUCAGGACACCAUGGAAGGAUUACUGACAUGACUUUCAGUCCUGAUGGUCGUUGGCUAAUAACAUCAUCAAUGGACUGUUCCAUUAAGACUUGGGACCUUCCCUCUGGAUGCCUCAUAGAUUGUUUUUUGGUAGACUCCGCAGCUGUGAGCCUUACUAUGUCUCCUACGGGAGAUUUUCUAGCUUCAGCACAUGUGGAUGACCUUGGAAUUUAUUUGUGGUCAAACCGUUCUCUGUAUUCACUUGUCUCUUUACGGCCCCUUUCGGCAGAUUAUGUACCUUCUAUGGUGGCACGCCCGACUACCUGCCCCAUUGAAGAUGUGGAUGUGGCAGGAAAUGAAGAAAUGUGUGAUGAAAUGAUAGAAUAUGCCUCACCUGAGCAACUGGGAUUGCAGCUGGUGACCCUUUCCUCAUUACCAGAAUCAAGGUGGAAAAAUCUCCUUAGUCUUGAUAUUAUCAAGAAAAAAAAUAAGCCAAGAGAGCCACCAAAAGUUCCCAAGUCAGCUCCUUUCUUCAUCCCAACAGUUUGUGGUCUUAUACCCCAUUACAUUACUCCAAGGGAAGAAAAUGAUAUACAGUCAAAGGUAGUAAGUCUCGGAGUACUGGCACAGAAAUCUGAUUUUUUCAUUCAUCUUGAAGAAGCCCUGAGAACUAAUGAAUAUACAGCUCCACUUAACUUACUGAAAAGCUUGGGACCAUCUAAUAUUGAGAUAGAACUAAGGUGUUUGGCCCCUGAAGGUGGUGGCUCAAUGGAGGUGAUGCUAAGCUUUUUGAGAAUGAUUGGGAUGAUGCUGAACAAGAAGUACAACUUUGAACUUGCUCAGGCAUACCUUGCACUAUUUUUAAAGUUGCAUCUUAAGAUUCUCUCGUCAGAGCCAAACCUUUUGGAAGAAGUAUCCAGGCUGUCAAUGCAACUUGAGGAAACUUGGAUUCAUUUGCGGACUCUCUUCAAUCAGAGUCUGUGUGUGUUAACAUAUAUGAAAAGCAUUUUGUUGUAAAAUGCUGAUGGGUUUUGUCUGCAUAAGAUUUCCCUUGGAAUAAUAGCGCAAUUUAUUUUAAAAAAAUACUGGAUUUCAGGAAUUAUUCUAUGACUUCUGAUGCUGUAUUUUAUACAUCUGUGUAUGACGGAAUAUUUUAGAAUGUGCAUAACUGAAUAUUUUUUUUUUUUACUCAGAGCAAAAAUUAGUAUGUGCAGCUUAAAUAUACAUGUUGUAUCAGUGUGUGCUGUCAUUGAACAAAAGAGCUGGACAGCUAUAGGUAAUGUAGCUAGUUACUGUAUACUUCCAUGAUCAAAAUGUAAAUCAGAAUGGAGAAGUGGCUUGCAAAAUAAUAAAAGUAGGAAUGUAAUUUCUGUGCAGGAGACCAAAACCUAUAUUGUGCUUGGGAAAUUAUUACUGUAAAGACAAAAAUAAUAUAAAAAGUCUGGGUUAUUAACAUUUUAUUAACAUCAGUUUAAAGCAAAUUAAUAUAAAAAUGCAUUUCUGUACAAUCA